Molecule: messenger RNA, 435 nt
Organism: Paramecium sonneborni
Lineage: Eukaryota; Ciliophora; Oligohymenophorea; Peniculida; Parameciidae
Source: the annotation of a GenBank genome assembly
AUGGAUAAAGUUUAUUUUUAAUAUUUUCACUUCAGUUAAAAAAUCAAUAUUACCCUAUUAUUUUAAUCAGAUUCUUUACUCUUUUUCAAUAAUCUUAAUCGUUCAUUUCAACAGGAUUUCUAGCAAUUGUAUUUUAUUUCUUCUAGAAUCUUAUCCACUAAAUUAAUCAUUCUGUAUCAUUCUUAAUUAUGGUCGAGACUAUUGAAAGAAUUGAAAAAAAGUUUUAAUUUGAAAUUCUUUUCAUAAAGAAUUGAUUUUAAGAAAAAUUCUAAUUAUUAAGAUUAAUUAGAACCAAGUGUUUAUGCAUUAUCUGAAUAACCAAUAUAAUAUGAAGUUGAAGAAAAAAAUAAAAUGAAUCAAAUCCAUCUACAUAAAAUGUGUUAAUUAUAUUAAGCAUUUUUUUAUAUAAUUUAUGAAAUUUUAAUAAUUAAUUGA